CAAAUAUAUAGAACAAAAUUAGGUAUACUCCAUUAGAGGAAGCUCUCGAAAUGUUUGCAGUCGAAUGUCAACGACGACGACAGGACGUCGCCAUGGUGGCGGUGGUCGGUCAAGACGUAAGACACAAGUAUAAAGGGGAGAGAAAAACGGCAAACUAACGAUAAAUCAGGGCUAUGGCAUUCCUAAGAUAGUGCUCUACCUGAAAGUCAUUACAGUAGCAAAGUAAUUCCCAACUAAAAAGCGUAUUCAAUGGCAACGAUCAUGAAGAUUUGAAAAUAUCCGACGAGGAUGAUGUGAAAAUAAUAGAAACUAAUCGAGUUUGGAAAAUAUGCGAAGAUAUAAAGAUCAAGACAGAGAUAUUGGACGAGAUCGAAGAUUUCUCAGCAAACGACGAACUAGUCGUAGUUGAAGACGAGAAUCCUUUUGAGAAACGCAUAAUCGGUCUUACGACCAGAAAAGAUCUCGUAUGUACCAUUUGCAGAAUCAAUUUUCCAAAUGAAGAUGAAUUCAGAAGUCACAUGAUCCUACACAGUCGCUGUGAACUUUACCGAUGUACCAUCUCUUCUCAGCUAUUACCAAGAUCAUCCAAUUUAGAAAAUCGUUCACGAACGUACGUUGACUUUGAUAGCAAUUAUCAACCUAUCAAAAUUCAGGAAGAAAGUACCGUACGAAUUCGUGGAAGAUUACCGAAGGAAGAACGGUGCUUCGAAUGCGGAAUCUAUCAAAAGAAAUGUUCGCGCGAUCGCAAAGCGAGUUACGCUAAGAAAAAGUCGUUCGAGUGCUCGAUUUGCAAAAAGAACUUCUUGAGACGCAGUGGUCUUCGAGCUCAUUCUAUCGUCCAUACUGCUGAUUCUCCCUACAAGUGUGAUAUCUGUCCAGCGAAAUUUAAAAGAUCUUCCGUUUUGAAGACCCACAAAUUAACUCAUACAAAUGUUAGAAGAUUCGAGUGUGAUAUUUGUAAGCAUCGUUUUCAUUUGAAAGGUGCUUUGAAACAUCACAUACUUGCUCAUUACGGUGUAAGACCAUAUAAGUGUAAAGAUUGUGGCAAACGUUAUAGAAGAUCCUGGGGACUAAAGGUUCACAUGUAUCGACACACAGGAGUGAAGCGCUUCGAGUGCGAUCUCUGCAAGGCUCGUUUUAGUAUCAAAACAAAACUGGCGAAGCACAUAUAUCAACAUACGGGAGAAAAACCAUACAAGUGCGAGCAUUGUUCACGUCAAUACGAUGAAAAAUAUCUUCUUAAGAGUCAUAAAUGUCCAAUGAACUUGGAUACUCUUUCGAAAUGUAAAAUCGAUGCCUCCUGAUCGAACUAAUGACAAGAUCUUGCUUGUUUUAUAACAAUUAUAUUAUUAAUUUAGAUAUCUAACUUGAUUAAGGAGCCUGA
Molecule: messenger RNA, 1384 nt
Organism: Polistes dominula (European paper wasp)
Lineage: Eukaryota; Metazoa; Arthropoda; Insecta; Hymenoptera; Vespidae
Biological process (GO): regulation of gene expression
Cellular component (GO): nucleus
Source: RefSeq, a predicted model, not a curated record